GAGCGCGUCCCGAGCAGUCACAGUCCCGGACACAGCUCUCCGCGGCCCUGCGGCGGCAGCGGCCGAGCAUAAAGUGCUGAAGGUGGCCUGUUCUGAGGAUCAAUUUAAUAAUCAUUUGCUCAGAAAACAUCCUGCAUUGUUCAUGGAGUUUUUCAUCAGUAUGUCUGAAACCAUUAAAUAUAAUGACGACGAUCACAAAACUGUGUUCCUAAAAACGUUGAAUGAACAACGUUUGGAAGGAGAAUUUUGUGACAUCGCUAUUGUGGUGGAAGAUGUUAAGUUCAGAGCCCAUAGGUGCGUGCUUGCUGCCUGCAGUACCUACUUCAAAAAGCUUUUCAAAAAACUUGAAGUUGAUAGUUCAUCAGUAAUAGAAAUAGAUUUUCUUCGUUCUGAUAUUUUUGAGGAAGUUCUCAAUUAUAUGUAUACUGCAAAGAUUUCUGUUAAGAAAGAGGAUGUGAACUUGAUGAUGUCUUCAGGCCAGAUCCUCGGUAUUCGGUUUCUUGAUAAACUCUGCUCUCAAAAACGUGAUGUAUCCAGUCCUGAAGAAAACACACAGUCCAAGAGCAAGUACUGUCUAAAAAUGAACCGUUCUAUAGGGGAGCCCAAUGAUACCCAAGAUGAUGAGGUGGAAGAGAUUGGAGAUCAUGAUGACAGUCCAUCAGAUGUGACAGUGGAAGGCACUCCCCCAAGUCAGGAAGAUGGUAAGUCACCAACCACUACCCUGAGAGUGCAAGAGGCAAUUCUGAAAGAGUUGGGAAGUGAAGAAGUUCGAAAAGUAAACUGCUAUGGUCAAGAAGUAGAGCCUAUGGAAACAACGGAAUCUAAAGACUUAGGAUCUCAGACCCCUCAGGCACUCACAUUUAAUGAUGGCAUAAGUGAAGUGAAAGAUGARCAGACACCAGGCUGGACCACAGCAGCUGGGGAUAUGAAGUUUGAGUACUUGCUUUACGGUCACAGGGAACACAUUGUAUGUCAGGCUUGUGGCAAGACGUUUUCUGAUGAAGCACGUUUGAGAAAACAUGAAAAACUACACACUGCAGACAGACCAUUUGUUUGUGAAAUGUGUACAAAGGGCUUUACCACGCAAGCUCAUUUGAAAGAACACUUGAAAAUACACACAGGUUACAAGCCUUACAGUUGCGAGGUGUGUGGGAAAUCUUUUAUUCGUGCGCCCGAUCUAAAAAAGCACGAAAGAGUUCACAGUAAUGAGAGGCCAUUUGCAUGCCAUAUGUGUGAUAAAGCUUUCAAGCACAAGUCCCACCUCAAAGACCAUGAAAGAAGGCACCGAGGAGAGAAACCUUUUGUCUGCAGUUCCUGCACUAAAGCAUUUGCUAAGGCAUCUGACCUAAAAAGGCAUGAGAACAAUAUGCACAGUGAAAGAAAGCAAGUUACGGCAGCCAAUUCCAUCCAGAGUGAAACAGAACAGUUACAGGCAGCAGCCAUGGCUGCUGAAGCAGAGCAGCAAUUAGAAACUAUAGCCUGUAGUUGAAAACUAGAGCAGGAACUUUAUCUGAAAUAAUAUAAGAAAUUCAAUGGAACAAAAUCUAUUGUUGGUAUACAUUUAGACUGAGAAUCUUUUCAAGAAAGCAUAUUUUUAGAGGAUAUGAAUACGUUAUGAAUAUAUUWCAUAGGAUAAUAUAGCAUUGCUUGGUUAAGUGUUUUAAAACAUUUCAGAGAUGGGUAUUCUUAGAAUGUGAAACAGUUUUGUUGUUCUUAGCAGUAUAAUGCACUAAUAACUGCUUUAAUUCGAGAAUGUGAUCAAGUUCUCUAUAAAACAGGGGUCAUCACUGGGCGAUACUUUGCUUCAUCCAGUAUGGAAUACUGAAUACAACAUAAACAUGGCAAUCAGUGGGAAUCAGUGAGUUAUGUUUGAAAAUGCUGAGAUCUCAAAAAUCACAAAUGUGGAAAGAAAAGACUUCAUUUUCAUAAUUCUGAGGUGUUAAGCCUACAAUUUUUUGAGAAGCAGACAUUGAUUUCCUAAGCUUUUUAAUUCCUCCUUUUUUCACCUAAUGUAGGUUGGUACAACAGAGUGUGAAGGAGGACGGUGAUCAAAAUGAAACUGCUUCUCAUUCCAUUCCCUCAGAUAUCCUCUUAUUUUUAUAAAGRUGGCAAAUUUUUAAUGCUUUCUUGAAAAAAUUGCAUUAUUCACAGUGAUUCUGGCUGGCAAAGCAGAAGUGUCGUGGCAUUCACCUAUCCCUUCUGUGGGCAAAAAAGUCUGCCUCAUUUGUUCUCAUGUUCACUUUUAUGCAGGGCUCCAGAUAUGGGCCACAAAGGAAAAAGGGUGCAGCAUGCUCCUUACUCAAACCCRGUAGAAAUCACUAAAAGCUAAUACAGCCUGGACUUUUUUAUUAUGCUGCUUUCAGUUCACCUAACCUAGCACAGYGAAGGCAGAUUAAUAGCUGCACCAGCAGGUGACCAGGUGUCACUUCCAGACUCCCAGAGCUGCAGCCACCGAUGUCACAUCCUGCCCGUGGGGCUCAGCUGAGGUUUGUGUCCUGGCUGGUCAUACCAGCUCAUAGGUCCUGUUCAAAUUUAAAAGGUUCCACCUUCUGACACACCACCUCUCAAGAGGGAGACUUCAGUGAGUGAAUUCUGUCAUAAUCGAUCCUGAGUGAGUGUUUGCUGUUAGUCAGUUGCUUAGUCUAUUUUUUUUUAAGACCAGCUUGGGUACAUGCUGAUAAUUUUAUAGUUAACUCACAAAGUUAACAAGUGGUCUUUGGAUUGCAGUCUACUACAUGUAGUCAUCAAGACCCAGUAACAGUGGCAAUGUAAUCCAAAGGUAUAUUGAGCCUUUGUUUUAAAUUGUAAAUACUAUAGCUGUUGUGAAAACUUCGUUUGAAGUUGGAAUGGGCAUAAAAACACUCUUGGGCACAUGAUUGGUAACAUUGGUCACUUGCGAUACCUAUAGCAUAUCAAAGUGUUAGACCAGUUUCUGGUAAGUUACUGUGUGGUAGAUCACAUCUUGCUUUUCUAAAUAGAAAUUUAAAAUAGUGGUUUUGGAACUGUUAUAUGGAACUUUGAUUAUUGAGGGGUUUUUAUUUGGUUGAAGUUUUUUUUACAGCUUCAUUUUAUUCAUGUAUUCAUCAGGUUAAGCAGUUAUCUUAAAAUGCCAGUAAUUGUUUGAAUGCUGGUCUGUAAAUAAGACAUGACCUUAAUAUUUUAGAAAAUGUAAACUUUGGACCUUUACCAAUAUAUUUUUUUAAAAUGUUGCUUCAUUUUACAUUCAGUAAUAUUAGUUUGUAAACAAACUAUACAUUUUGUACCUGUGCAACAUCAGAGGAUGUGUAUUCAUUGCAUUUUAUUGGUUCUCUUGAGGAACAUGAUAAAUGACCAUUGUUAAAAUGUUUUACUGUAUAUGAUCAUAGAUAUAAAGAUAGUUGGUCCAAAAUAGGAUCUACUUUUUUUUUUCUAAAUAUAUUAGUCUUGCUAUGUUUUCUUAUCUGAAAUUGUGUGCACUUCUUCCUAGGUAAAUUGGGGUUGGUAAGACUGUACAAAACAGAUCUGUGAUAAGAGUUUUAAAGUGUAAAACAUGAAGAAAGUAAAUUUUCUCAAGGUUUUCUAUGAAGAGUGCAAGAAGCAAUGAGCUUAAAUUACAGCAGUAAACAAUUAUGUUUAAAAAAAAAAGCAAAAAACUUUUAAAGGAUUUGAUAAUGAAUUACUAAAACAGAAUGCCUGGGGAGGUACUGCAAUCUCCGCUAGUGCUGACAUUCAAGAAUGGGUUACACAAACAUCAGUUAGAAAUGGUUUAAAUAUGAUAACUUCUGCUUUGAAGCUGAGGGGUAAGCUGAAUAUCCCCUCAAGAAGAGCCUCAUAGGAUUUUUUUUKGAAAAUAAUAAAUUAAAAUGGAACUCGCUGGGACAGCAGAUGCUUGAGUGGAAGGACAGAACUCAAGUAUUACAGUUAAAGAAAAUUWCCUCUGCAGUCAAAGAAAAUAGACCCUGACUUUUGAGCACAAGUAGUCAGGCUGUGAAUUUGAAAUGGUUAUAGAAGGGAGGCUUGCAUGAGAAGAUUCACAGCUGAAAGUGUGAUAACAUUCUGUGUUACAUCAGAGUAAAUUCUGCUGUUGUUACGGCUUACAUCUAUAAGAGUUACAAGCGUGGAGGCCUGGAGGUAUCCUUAACUAUUUACACAUUCUUGUUAAUGUGCUCUAAACUCAUCUGUAUAUUCUGAAGGAAUAUCAGCCUGUAUAUUGUGGRGGUGUGUCUGUGAAGUUCAGGUAGAUCUGUCUGCAUCUUAUGACACUACUGCUCCCAUGUCUCUCCUGUCUGUGCCAAAAAACACCAUGUGCAAAAACAGGCGUGUGUCAGCUCCAAGCCACGGAGGUUUUCCAGCCUGAUAAACUAUAAGCUGUGUAAGCUGUGAGCUGUGUCAAUCGAGGAAUGGGCAAGCUUUUGUUUUUGCUUUGACAGGGGUGACAACUUCUUUUGGAGUUUGAAACAGUGGAYGAUUCUGGCCAAAUAAUGGGAAUUUUGCUGUUGACUCUACUGGGGCCAGACUAGUCUAACAUUGCUUAGAAGGCUUUUUGUUAGGAUUUUUUUUUUUUUUAAGAGAAAAAGGAGCAUAACCCAACACACUUUGA
This is a messenger RNA of Malurus melanocephalus (red-backed fairy wren), 4579 nucleotides long. RefSeq names its product zinc finger and BTB domain-containing protein 14. Gene Ontology annotation, cellular component: nucleus. NCBI's taxonomy places the organism in Eukaryota, Metazoa, Chordata, Aves, Passeriformes, Maluridae. The record is from RefSeq and is a predicted model, not a curated record. The transcript has 3 exons. Gene Ontology annotation, molecular function: protein binding; DNA-binding transcription factor activity, RNA polymerase II-specific; RNA polymerase II cis-regulatory region sequence-specific DNA binding. Gene Ontology annotation, biological process: regulation of transcription by RNA polymerase II. Bases 143 to 1489 code for a protein of 448 amino acids.